Molecule: messenger RNA, 2084 nt
Organism: Cladocopium goreaui
Lineage: Eukaryota; Dinophyceae; Suessiales; Symbiodiniaceae
Source: the annotation of a GenBank genome assembly
CUCGGCCAUGGAAGUGCUGCAAGAUCGCGCUCGACGGCUCUUGCGCAUCCUUGAUGUGAACCACGACGGUCGCUUGUCGGUGGAAGAGUGCGCUUGCCUGCAGGAAGAUUCAUGGCUCUUUCCGAACGAUGCAAGCUUUGAACAAGUGCUUGAUAGCACUGACCGAAGCUUCGUCGACGCGGAUUUGCUCUGGUCGCUGCUGUCAGAUAGGCUCGAGAGCGAUGCGACGGGAGGGGAAGAGUGGCUUCGGAAACAGUACCGCUUGCUGCGAUCUCGUCAACCUUCUAGUGGCAUUGAUGUGUCGAAGAGCUUCACGGGAUCCAAGAGUCUCUAUUGGAUGCGCUCCAAAUCAGCGCUGGGGUCGCUGGAGAAGCUGUGGGAGGACUUUUGCUCUGCCUUGCAGGUGGAGGACAUCGACCAAGCCUUCAGUGCACUUUGGACUUCGAUGCAGGAAGUUCAACUCAAUAGUUCCAAGCCGUUUGGCCCCUUUGAAGCCUACAGCAAAUUGCUUCAGAGGAUGCCACUAUCCAUUCCGAGAUUCCAGAAGCAACUGGACUCAGGUGCCGAUCCGCUGAAAGGUGAAAAACUGGCGGUGAUUGGUGCUGGCCCCAUUGGUCUCAGGGCGGCUUUAGAACUGGCCCUCUUAGGAGCAGAGGUCCAUGUCUUCGACAGCCGUGCAUCCUUUAGUCGCAUGAACAUCCUGAAGUUGUGGGAUUGGGCAGCCAGCGACCUCUUAGAACUGGGUGCCAAGCAUUUGUUGCCCAACUUCCUGACUUACAUGGAUCACAUUGGAAUCCGCGAAUUGCAGGCGUUGCUUCUGAAGCUGUGUUUAUUGGCCAAGGUGAAGUUUCACUGGAAUAGCGCUUUCAAAGCGAUGAGUAAAAUCCAGUCGCCUGUCCGAGAGCGCUUACAACUGGUCACUCAAAAGGUGUUGACCCAAUCUGGGAAGCCGACCGGACAGGAGGACGUCCAGACAUUCUCCAGCCUCGUUGCAUGCGAUGGUGGCAAGAGCAAGGUGGCCGAGCAUUUGGGCCUCAAACGUCACCGUGCGGACGGCCAAAGCGAAGAGCCCCGCAGUGAGAUCGCGGUGGUGGUAAAUUUUCAGAACCACAAGGAGGUCGAGGACCGCCUUCUUGUUGAAUGCCCACGUGGAGCUACUUCUGAUGAGAUUCCAUUGGUGAAGAGGUUGAUUUAUCUCCAAGGUGAGACGCAUUAUUUCAUCAUGACCGUGGACCUUGAUGUCCUGAUGAAGCAUGGUGUGGUUGCCAGCCAGGACUUAGUGAAUGUGAACCAGCAAAACCUGGAGAUUUUGGCACGACAGGUCGUGGAGCUCUACUCCUCAGAGGUACGCAGAAUCUACAGCGAGCACGACGGUGCGUUUGGCGUCGAUAUCCCCAGAGAUUUUUGGGCGCGGAGAUCGGUGGCCUUGGAUCCCUUGGGUCGGCCGGCCAUGUCGGUGUUUUCUUACCAUGCGGAUCUCACUUGGCUCUCUCAGCCUAUGUACCUCUUCGAUGAGAACUUGCCCGUCUUCUUCGCGGGGGAUGCCUUGCGAGAACCUUUCUGGCCCAUGGGCGAAGGUUGCAGCCGCGGCUUCAUGGGUGCCUUUGACACUGUGUGGGCUGUCAGGUGUUGGGCCAAAGGUCUUCGCGGGACGAGUCUCAUGAAGCUAAGAAGAAGCCUCUUUGACAUCGCCUCCCAGGUGAACCCCAAGAACUAUGGCAAGGACGUCUUUUUGCCUUACGAACAUGCCGCACCCUUUGCCGGCUUGGAAUGGCUCAGCGUGCCAGGACUCCGUUGGCCAGCGUGGGGCUUCGACGGUCGAAAACGACCCAUGAAGUACAUCUUUACAGUGGAUCCCAGAACCAGGUAUAUCUCCUACAAGGAAAAUCCUGAGGAGAAUCUGGAGCCGGAUACUGCAGCUUCGUUAAUGUGUUCGACGUGUUCAAAAUGACACGUCCGUGCUGAGCAUGGAAGCUGGUCACCUGGGCGGACAACAUCCGUGACGGUGACCGGGCGAAAUGGUGGCUCCACACUGACCUCCACGCGGACUUUCAGCACCAGAUCUGCUGGGAGUUGUUCCGAAG